AUGUCCGAUCCCGAACUGGCAACCAAAGCGCCGGAAUCUGAUGCCAUGGAGACCGGUGCCGGUGUGGGAGAACACUGCGUGACAGACAGGCCCAACCCAGAUGAUCGUCAGCCUUCAGGUGAGAUGACUAAGUUUGGCGACAUCGAUGUCUACGUCUCAAAACCUGGCGACUAUCCUAAUUCGCCCGCGAAACUACUUCUGCUCCUCACUCCAGGGACUGGUGUUCAUUCUACAAACAAUCAAAUCCAAGCCGAUAUAUUCGCGUCUGAAGGAUUUGUUGUCAUCAUGCCGGAUCAAUUCAGGGGUGAUGCAGCACCAAACAGCAAAGCCAUUCCGGCCGAAGAGCAUCCGAGUAUCUUGGAGCAGGUCAAACUGCGAGCUGCCGAAACCGCUAAAUCUUUCCUUGUGGACAUGUGGCUGGCCAGACAGACACCCGAGAAAGUCAUACCCAUACUACUCAAAGUGAUCGAAGCAGUCAAGGAUGAGUAUGCUGACGCCAUUGCACACGGAGAAGGGAUCUACUCUGUAGGAUAUUGCUUCGGCGGGAAGUAUGUGAUCAUGCUGGCAGGAGAACAUCCGGAUACCGUGGUUGCAGGGCAACCACAGGGGGAUGAGGAGGUCGGAAUGGUGAAGAAAGGCCCGCUUAUCAAAGCCGGUGCUGUGGCCCACGCAACGUUGGUGACGCGCGAAGAUUUCAAGGCUGUGCAAGCCCCUUUGGCGUUGGCUUGCGUCGAAAAUGAUCCAUUAUUCCCUGAAGAGAUCCUACAAGAAGGUCGAAAACAGUUCGCAGCAAGUAACAUUAAGCACGAUAUCCAGGUUUACUCGGGCGUACCGCAUGGUUUCGCUGUCUAUGGAGAUUACGAUUCGCCUGCAAUCAAAGAGGCCCAAGCAGCGGCCUUCCAGCAAAUCCUCACUUGGCUCAAAUCGCAUUGA
Molecule: messenger RNA, 933 nt
Organism: Capronia epimyces CBS 606.96
Lineage: Eukaryota; Fungi; Ascomycota; Eurotiomycetes; Chaetothyriales; Herpotrichiellaceae
Exons: 3
Coding region: 1-933 (310 amino acids)
Molecular function (GO): hydrolase activity
Source: RefSeq, a predicted model, not a curated record